This is a messenger RNA of Acanthamoeba castellanii str. Neff, 963 nucleotides long. RefSeq lists its product as uncharacterized. The transcript is spliced from 2 exons. NCBI's taxonomy places the organism in Eukaryota, Discosea, Longamoebia, Acanthamoebidae. The coding region runs from base 1 to 963 and encodes 320 amino acids. The record is from RefSeq and is a predicted model, not a curated record.
AUGCAGCCCUUCGCCUUUGGCCAAACUUCAACCGAAUUCGGAAGCGACCAGCCUCCUUUCGACAUCGACACACUCGACCUUGAGGCCGAGCUAGCUGUCGAGCUUGGCAAGCUGAUCGCGAACGACCACGACCCAGAGCUCUACCACGUCCCGCCAACGCUCCACCAGGCCGACCCCUCUCCCGCGACCUCAGUCGUCGACAUCUAUAACUACGGCCUGCCCACCGCCACCACCAUCGCCGCACCCUCUCCAUCUCCGCCCAUGUUCUGGGAUGUCCUCUCGUCCUCUUCUUAUUCAUCGCCGGCCCUCUCGUCGCCUGUCCCUCAGUCCCCCAUCUCCACGCCGCAGCCCACCAUCACCGUGACCUCGCCAACCUCGGCACCGGCAGCGGCGGCUCAGGCGGAGGUGGAGGUGGAGGCGGAGGCGUUGGUCUACUACUUCUCUCUCCUGCCGGAGAAGGCCAAGACCAUCUGGGUCGUCUUCUUCCACUCACGCCUGCACUCCCUCGCUGACUUUCUCCUCUGCCUUACCAACGCCGACACCACCGCCAUCAACAACUGCCGCGAGCUGGCCCUCGAGGCCAACACCGCCCUCUCGUGGACCGCGACCGACCCCUUGGGCGGGCAGCCGCUGUACCAGCACAAGGUGGCCUUCAACUGCCCCAACACCACCUUCGAACGCGCCAUGUUCCGGGCCAGGCUCGUCAACAAGGCCUCGGGGCUGGCGCUCGACCUGGGGCCGUUCUCGAUUGUGAGCACCACCUCGCAGCGCACGGAUGCGCUGGCCCGGCUCGAGCAGCGGGUGACGCGCGGGUCGCAUCAGCGGCUCAUCGUCAACUUCAAGAACCAUCCUUCCUCCAAACGCCAUCACAUUAACGGCAAGGGCGGCAAGCAGCGCAAUCUGCGCGGCCUUCGCUUCCUCUACGACGAGCUGGACAAGGCCGUGCAGAUGGCGAGGAUGUAG